GGCGGGCCGAGGCGGCCAUGGCGGGCCCGGGCGGAGCUGUCAUUGCCGGGGGCAGAUGCCUGCACACCACGGUGAAGUUUCUGAGGAAAACUGGAACUAAGCAAAGGUGGUUGGAGCGGCACUUGAAGGAUCCCUUUGUCAAGGCAUCGAAGCAGCAGCAGUACCGGUGCCGAAGUGCCUUCAAGUUGCUGGAAAUUGAUGACAAGCUCUGUGUUCUUCAUCCAGGAUUUUCUGUUCUUGACUGCGGAGCAGCACCUGGUGCUUGGAGCCAGGUUGCUGUAGAGAGGGUCAAUGCCUUAGGUACUGAUGCUGCUGUCCCCACUGGCUUUGUGCUUGGCGUUGACCUGCUGCGGAUUUCUCCUCUGGAAGGAGCAGUUUUCCUGUCGGAGGCUGACAUGGCAGAGCCCAGCACGCUGAGGGCCAUCCAGAGCCUGCUUCCCUUGGGGAAGGCAGAUGUCAUCCUGAGUGACAUGGCGCCCAACGCCACGGGCAUUAAAGAGCUGGAUCACCAGAAGCUGAUCAGUCUGUGCUUAGGUCUCCUGGAUAUAGCCCAAAGCAUUUUAAAGCCAAAAGGAACGAUGCUCUGUAAAUUCUGGGAUGGAUCCGAGGCCCGCCUGCUGCAAAACAGACUGAAGGAGCAGUUCCAGGAUGUGAGAACUAUAAAGCCUCAGGCCAGCCGGAAGGACUCUGCAGAAUCUUAUUACUUGGCAAGGCUGUACAGAGGGAAAUGAAAGUCAUGAGCUGCAGAUUCUGUGAAUUUGACUGGAAAUCUCAGUUUAGUGUGUGUUUAAAGGAAAAUCCCACCAUUCAGACCUUGGGGAAGUUUGCUACUCUUCUUUAAGUCCGUCACGCUUUUCAAAUACUUGUGGACAAAAUGGUUGGGAAUGGAAAGGAAUAAUCUGAAAGGCAACCUCUGGGGCUGGAGUAAUGGAAAUGGAAAUAAAACACUGAUUAUAUGA
Messenger RNA from Passer montanus (Eurasian tree sparrow), 959 nucleotides. It is a transcript of the gene MRM2, whose product is annotated as mitochondrial rRNA methyltransferase 2. The record is from RefSeq and is a predicted model, not a curated record. Lineage: Eukaryota; Metazoa; Chordata; Aves; Passeriformes; Passeridae. Gene Ontology annotation, cellular component: mitochondrion. Gene Ontology annotation, molecular function: rRNA (uridine-2'-O-ribose)-methyltransferase activity. The transcript is spliced from 3 exons. Gene Ontology annotation, biological process: RNA methylation. The coding region runs from base 18 to 731 and encodes 237 amino acids.